Molecule: messenger RNA, 3823 nt
Organism: Pantherophis guttatus
Lineage: Eukaryota; Metazoa; Chordata; Lepidosauria; Squamata; Colubridae
Gene: ZER1
Product: zyg-11 related cell cycle regulator
Cellular component (GO): Cul2-RING ubiquitin ligase complex
Molecular function (GO): protein binding
Source: RefSeq, a predicted model, not a curated record
AAAAAAAAAAAAAAAAGGAACGGGGAGAGCGGACCCCGGUGGGAACUGCGCUCUCUCUUUUUCUCUCUCUCUCUCCCCCCCGCCGGAAACGGAACCAGCCGCGAGGCGGAGCUUUGUUUCCCUCCCCCCCCCAAAACACACACCGCCCCCCCCCCCAGCCAGGCGGGGAGUCCGCUGCCUGGAAAUAUACUUCAAAGUCCGCUCAGAAAUCUCUUUGGAGGGAUAUUCCAGGAAAACCCCAGAAGAAGAAUCGCUAAGUUGACUUCACGUUCUUCUCCCUUCCCCUUUUCCCAUCCUCCACUGCCCCAAGAUGGCUUCCGACAGCCCAGAGUCGUUGAUGAGUUUGUGCAUAGAUUAUUGUCUUCACAACCUGGAAGGGACUCUCUGCUACCUGUUGGACAACGAGACUUUCCGCCUCCAGACAGAUAUUUUCCUUCCGAGCGAGAUCUGUGACAGGCUGGUCAAUGACUACGUGGACCUAGUAAACGCAGACACCUUGUUUGAACACAACGAAAACUUUUUUAGUCUCUUUUCGGAUCCCCGGAGCACUCGGCUUGCCCGCAUCCACUUGCGGGGCGACAUUGUCCAGGAUCAAGACCUGGAGGCCAUUCGGAAGCAAGACCUGGUUGAGCUUUUCUUGACCAACUGUGAGAAGCUGACAGCCAAGAGCCUCCAGACCCUGGGCAGCUUCAGCCCCACCCUGGUGUCGCUCAGCCUCUUCGGCUGCACCAACUUCUUUUACGAAGAGGAGAACCCGGGCGGCUGCGAGGACGACUUCAACCCCACCCGGCAGGUCUUGGUGAAGGACUUCACUUUUGAAGGCUUCCGGCGCCUACGUUUCCUCAACCUGGGCCGGUUGAUUGAAGGGAUCAACGUGGAAAGCCUCCUGCGGCCGCUGGCCUCCCUCACCGCCCUGGAUCUCUCCGGGAUCCAGCUCAACGACAUCCACUUCCUGACCCAGUGGAAGGACAGCCUCGCCUCCUUAGUGCUGUACAAUAUGGAUCUCUCCGAGGAGCACAUUCAGGUGAUAGCUCAGCUGCGGAAGCUCAGACAUCUAGACAUCUCCCGAGACUGCCUGUCCAGUUAUUACAAAUUCAAGCUGACUCGCAAAGUCCUGAAUCUCUUCGUGGAGAAUCUGAUCAACCUGACUUCCCUGGAUAUCUCGGGUCACACCAUGCUGGACAACUGCACCGUCGCCUGCUUGGAUGAGAAAACAGACCAGACCAGCACCAACCCGGGGAAAAGCAGCAUCGCCCCCUUCCGGAACCUGAAAAGACCCUUGCAGUUCUUGGGGCUGUUCGAGGUGUCUCUUUGCCACGUCACACAUAUCCCAGCUUACAAGGUGACCGGGGAGAAGAACGAAGAGCAGGUUCUGAACGCCAUUGAGGCGUACACCGAACACCGGCCAGAAAUGACAUCGCGAGCCCUCAACAUCCUCUUCGACAUUGUGCGGAUCGAGCGCUGCACCCAGCUCUUGAGAGCCCUAAAGCUGGUCAUCACUGCCCUGAAAUGUCACAAGUACGACAAGAAUAUCCAGGUGACGGGAAGCGCCGCCCUCUUCUACCUCACCAACUCCGAGUACCGCACGCAGCAGAGUACCCGGUUACGACAACAGGUCAUUCAGGUGGUGCUGAACGGGAUGGAGUCCUACCAGGAGGUGACGGUGCAACGGAACUGCUGCCUCACCUUGUGCAAUUUUAGCAUCCCCGAAGAGCUGGAAUUCCAGUACCGAAGGGUCAACGAGCUGCUGCUCAACAUCCUGAAUCCGACGCGGCAGGACGAGUCCAUCCAGCGCAUCGCUGUGCAUCUCUGCAACGCCCUGGUCUGCCAGGUGGACAACGACCACAAGGAGGCCGUCGGCAGGAUGGGGUUCGUCAUGACCAUGCUGAGGCUGAUUCAGAAGAAAUUGGGGGAUAAAAUAUGCGAUCAGGUGAUGGAGUUCUCCUGGAGCGCUUUGUGGAACAUCACCGACGAAACGCCAAGCAACUGCGAGAUGUUCCUGAACUACAGUGGCAUGAAACUCUUCCUGGAGUGCUUGAAAGAGUUUCCGAACAAGCAGGAGCUGCACCGCAACAUGCUGGGCCUUUUGGGAAACGUAGCCGAAGUCCAAGCUCUCCGUCCUCAGCUUAUGACCUCCCAGUUCAUCAGCGUCUUCAGCAAUUUAUUAGACAGCGAAGCCGACGGGAUCGAAGUGUCGUACAACGCCUGCGGGGUCCUUUCCCACAUCAUGUUUGACGGGCCAGAGGCCUGGCUGAUCGCUGAGCCCAGCAGGGACCAGGUGGUGGACCGGAUGUGGGCGGCCAUUCAACGCUGGGACGUCAAUUCCAGGCGGAACAUUAACUACAGGUCCUUUGAACCAAUUCUGAGGCUCCUCCCUCAGUGGGUCUCCCCCGUCAGCCAACACUGGGCCACGUGGGCCCUUUACAACCUGGUCUCCGUGUACCACAAAUACUGCCCCCUGUUGAUCAAAGAGGGGGGCCUUCAGCUCCUGCAGGACAUGAUUCAGAUGGCAUCAGCACGGCCAGAAACCCAGGCGAUGGGAAGGAAAGUCAUUGAACACUGCAAUCACUUUACGGAUGAGAACAUGGACACCUCCAGAUAGAGGCAGGUGUUGGAGUCCCAGGGGCAGCCCUCCUACGCCUGCCUCCUCCCCAAUUCACCUGUACAUAGGUUGGACUGUCUCUUCUCACCAGCUUAGCUGUCGGAAGGAAGAAGCCCUUAGUGCGUGCUGGGCUGCGUUGGAAGUGUGCGUACCUGGACAUUGUUAGGAAGACGAGAGAGGCUCAGGAAAUGGGGGGAGGGAGGGGAAACGGGUUUUUUUUUUGUUUGUUUGUUUUUUUAGAGAAACCACACCUGAGCAGUUGUCUUUGAGGGACCAUUUUUUUUUGCACACUACAAUUGCUUCCCUUUAAAGGUGGAGUUUGAGAUAGGAAAGGGGGGAGGAAGGGUGUUUAAAAAGUACUGAUUGGUGUUUUCAUUUGUGUGUGUAUGUGUGUGCGUGCGUGUGUGUAUCAUGACUGUGUGAAAUGAAAAUCCACGCUGUUCUGUAUCUGUGGAGCUUUUUGACAAGAGCACAAAGGUCUCCUUGGAAUCACAGAGCAGCCCUUCGGCUGAGAGCCCCUUCCCCUUUUGCAAUGCCCCGGGGGGGGGGGGGGGCUAAAAGAUUUAGGCACCGCAAAGCUGCUCAUCCCAAGCCAGGAAGGACUGUGGGGCUGGGGAUUAUGGGUGCUGUCGACCCACCUGAAUGGCCUCAGAGCGCUCCGAUCGGAACACUAAGGCGGAACGGGAUGGCUUCGCUCUCUCUUUCGAAAUCUCCCCCGUUUCCUUGCCAAAGCAGCGAAGAAAUUUGGGCCAGUUAAUAUUGAGGUAGGUCAAAACCGAUCUACCCUCCCCCUCCCCUUCAGAUACACGGCGUUGGUUGGCAGUUGCUUCGAGAAUUUUAAAAACCAGGAGAGGGAAAAAAAAAAAAGCUCAUCCUUGGUCAGUCCUGCAAAUCCUUGAGGGUUAUUGCUGUGACCGGACACUUUGGGUGCUGAUAAGGGGUUAAAGUGAGCAGUAGUUUAUCUGCAAAGGGUCAGGCGUGGAAAUAAACCUGUUGUUCGGCUCUGGAGACAGGGCAGAGGUAGCUGCUCACUCCCUGGACGACACACGCGUGAGGUUGAGACUCUUGAGGCAAAGAGUCAAAAAAACCACGGCUCACUCUCUCUAGCCAGGAAAAAGCAGAAUCUUCCUCUUAGCUUAAACUUUCUUUGGAAGCCGCUUGAAUGUCUGGAUCAGAAAAACCGAGACCUUGCGAAAUGUAGAUUAAAACUUGCGAAAUUUA